Molecule: messenger RNA, 1230 nt
Organism: Ricinus communis (castor bean)
Lineage: Eukaryota; Viridiplantae; Streptophyta; Magnoliopsida; Malpighiales; Euphorbiaceae
Product: CASP-like protein 1F2
Exons: 3
Coding region: 283-960 (225 amino acids)
Source: RefSeq, a predicted model, not a curated record
UUUGGUCUCUGAAAGGAUCAUUUAAUUCCAUUUUCUACGUGUGAGUAAAUUAGGUGGCCUUCUUCUUUAUUACUGUCCUCUCCUCUCCUGAGUCCUCAACAUAAGUAAGCCAGAUUUUCUACUUAGUUUCUUGACAAGUGCCUUCCAUCCAUUUCUCUUCAUAAAUUCUUCCAUAUCCAAUACUGCAAUUCCACCUUCCAUAUUGCAAUUCUUUUCUGUAUACUUCAACAGGAAAAAAGAAAAGAGAGAGAGAGAGAGAGAGAAAGGGUUCUAUAUAUUUCAAUGGCAGCAGUAGCAACAGCAGCAUCAGCAGCAACAACAACUACUGCUGCUGCCCCUACAACUGCUAAAGAAAUGAUCACUAGUAUUGCUACUACCACUGCCGGUGCUUUCGAAGUCAAAUCUCUAGGGUUCAUCCCAUACCCAAGUCAACCCAAAAGAAUAUUCUUCAUGGCUCAAGUUAUUUUCAGGAUUCUAGCCAUCGCUUUCGCAGUUGCUUCUAUCUCUGCCAUGGUUACCAGCGACCAAAACGUCAUAGUUUUCGGGAUGGACACUGCCGCUCGUUACAGCUACUCUUCCGCCUUCAGGUUCUUAGUUGGUGCAAAUGCGGUAGUAUGUGGCUUCUCCGUAUUGUCACUAAUCUUUGUUUGCCUCAUGAGCCGUCGGUCAGAAGCAAUCCUUGAGAAGAAUUAUUAUCUGUUCCUGCACGAUAUGGUGAUGAUGGUAAUGAUGGUAUCUGGAUGUUCAGCAGCCACAGCAAUUGGAUACGUGGGUCGCUAUGGAGAAAAGGAGAUAACUUGGACAGCAGUGUGCGAUUUUGUGGGCAAAUUUUGUAACCAAGCAUUGGUAUCCAUUGUCCUAGCUUACCUUGCUCUCUUCUGCUAUGUUGCACUCACUACUCUGGCUGCCCAUAAACUCAACCACAGCAGCAGCACUGCUGCUAUUAGACAGAAUGAGUGACACAGAGAAAGAAAAAAACAACAACAGGAAGUUCAGGUAGCUAGACUACAAACUACAGCAGACAGACGAGUUUAAGGCCCAAAACCAGUUUCAUGCCAUAUAGUUCAGGACAUUAUAUUUCAUAUAUUUAUAUAUAUGUGUGUGUGUUUCUUGUUUAGGUUAAAUUAUUAGUAGGUAAGGUGAUUCUUGUGAGAUACUGGAUAUGGUUUUCAAGUAUGAAUGAUGAUGAUAGUGGCAAGAAUAUUAUAGACAUCUAUGAUUUGGAACUUA